Messenger RNA from Phytophthora infestans T30-4, 2544 nucleotides. RefSeq names its product protein kinase, putative. Lineage: Eukaryota; Oomycota; Peronosporomycetes; Peronosporales; Peronosporaceae. Gene Ontology annotation, biological process: protein phosphorylation. The record is from RefSeq and is a predicted model, not a curated record. The transcript has 3 exons. The coding region runs from base 109 to 2385 and encodes 758 amino acids. Gene Ontology annotation, molecular function: protein serine/threonine kinase activity; ATP binding; phosphatidylinositol binding.
UCGCUUCGACAACGCAAGAGACAGCCGGAGCGACUUCCACAACUACAAACCCGCCCCCACCCGACGACCGCAAGCGCUCGAACCUCCGACUUCUCGACAGUCUCCUCGAUGCCCGCGGUCGACGAGUACCCGCGCGCCUCGCGCCGCCCACCGAUGGACCCUCCAGCUCGCUCUCGCUCCGCUGCCGGCAGCGCCAGUGGGCGCAAUCUGAGCGCUACGUUCCAGCACCAGGUCCAAGUCCGACCAGGCGCCAAUAAUGCCAACAGUCUACGCGCGUCGUACCAAGACCCACAGUCGCAUAAGAAGCGCCACAGCAACAGCAAGAAGAACUCACAUAUGCGUCACUCACUCACACACGUGCAAACGGAUCCUCCAGCUUCAGGUCGUUCCAGUGCGUCGUCCUAUACGUCCACCUCGGCGCUAUCUCCGCCUCAACGCGGCUCCAAUUACGUCAACGUCCAUACUACCAGCAGAUAUCUGAGUCCACAGAACCAGCUACACCCCGCAUACCCAUCUGCGCCUCCUGCAAGCGAUGAUAUCCUCAAGGUGGAGAUUCCCCGCUGGAAGUCGAAGCUCACGACGGACCGUGCAGACCGACUCCACAUCCCUGCAGGUGCCGACAGUGCCGGCAAUUCGCCUGUUGGCAGUGGAGCGGGGCGAUCGUCGACCUGGAACGGAAAAGACGGACGUGGGGGACACGGAGGUUCCAUGGGCGCUCUUGUACUGGGACGAGACCGAGAUAGCGGCAGCAAGAAGCGGUAUACCGUGUUCCAAGUAUACAUCCAUUACCAGUCGGGUGCAACCCGUGUUUCGGAGAAGAGAUACAGCCACUUCCGAGAGCUGCACAAGACGCUGAGAAGGAAGUACGCAACGGUGGGGAAGCUGUACUUCCCGCCCAAGAAAUUUUUCAUGUCGUUGUCUCUGCGUGUCAUUGAACAGCGUCGUGAAGCCAUCGAAACGUACAUGAAUUCAGUUCUGACGCUGCGUCCACGUCCGGUUGAGGUCGUACAGUUCUUGAGCGCUGGUAGCAGCUCGUUGGAGAGCGAGGAGGAGGACGGCAACAGCACGGACGGAGCAGCUCGCGGUGUGGACAUGGUGUCAGCGCCCAAGCACGUGCAAUCGGCGUCCACAGCACUUGCGACGUCUUCUCGGAUCAGUGACAGCAACAGUUUUGCCUCGGAGGACGCUGGAGGACACAUAGUGACAAUGCAGGACUUUGAGAUCCUUAAAAUGCUCGGAAAAGGGUCGUUUGGAAAGGUCUACAUGGCUAGGGAGCGUGGAACAGAUGGCAGGAUCUACGCGAUGAAAGUACUACGCAAGUCGGAGCUGGUUAAGCGCAACCAAGUGGGCCACACGAUGAUGGAGCGCAAGAUCAUGAGUUCGAUCGACCAUCCUUUCAUUGUCGGACUCAAGUAUUCGUUCCAGACGGCCAGCAAACUCGUGAUGGUCUCGGACUAUUGCUGUGGUGGCGAGAUCUUUUUCCACCUGAAGAAAUUCCGCUCCUUCUCGGAGGCGAUGGUGCGCUUUUACGCCGCGGAACUCGUGGCAGCCAUUGGUCACUUACAUGAACGAGAUAUCAUCUACCGGGACCUCAAACCCGAGAACAUUCUGCUAGACGAGACAGGUCAUGUGCGACUGACGGAUUUCGGUCUCUCCAAAACGGACUGCACGGACUUUACAGGCGCCAAGACUUUUUGUGGUACACCCGAGUAUUUGGCACCUGAAAUGCUCAUCAGCCGCAAGAAGAAAACAGAGUACGGCAAAGCUAUCGACUGGUGGAGUCUUGGUACGCUCAUGUACGAGAUGCUCACAGGCUGGCCACCGUUCUUCGACCGUAACAUCGAGCAGAUGUGCACCAAGAUCAUGAAAUCGCCACUGAAGUUCCCAGCGCAUUUCGGCUUGAGUUCUGACGUUAAAAGUCUUAUUUCAGCGUUAUUAGAACGUGACCCGACGUAUCGAAUCGGCUCACGUCCUGGUGCUGGUGUGGAGGACAUCAAGAACCACAUGUUCUUUGCCAGUAUCGACUGGAAGUUGCUGGAGAUGCGUGGUAUCAAGCCGCCGUUCAAGCCUCGUGUGCGCAGCCCGACGGAUAUCCAGAAUUUCGACCGCGAGUUUACGAAGGAGCUGCCUGACCACGGUUUCUUACAGCAGGAUAAACGCCUCGCCGUGUCGCCGAAGAAUGAGUUCCAAGGCUUCUCCUACACAAGGAUUGAGGAGCCGACGUCAUCGUCGCGUGAGUCGAGCAGCAAACGGGAGAAGCGCAGGUCAGGACGACGAUCGGAGCCGCGAAUUAGUGAAGGAACCGAGUCAGCGGCGGACCAGCAGUAUCCUGAAUUCGGCUUCGUCGCCCGGGACAGCACAGAUUUUGACUCUGGUUGUAUCUAGAGUGCAAGCAAGCUCGGUCCCAUUUCCGGCACUCGUCAUGUUCAGUACAAGAAGGAGAAAGCAGGUAUGGAGCCGAUCCGAGUCGAGCUUUUUGUUUUCGCUGGGAGACGUGAAGUACAUUGUAAGAAAAUGAAUGAACCUAAAGAUUACAUGGGAUUA